AAGCAGACUGCUUAUACAAAUUCUUGUUAAAGAAUGGGUCGCUCUCAGGAGCUCAGUGAAUUCAAGCAUGGUACCGUGAUAGGUUGUCACCUUUGUAAUAAGUCCAUCUGUGAAAUUUCCUUGCUACUAAAUAUUCCACGGUCAGCUGUUAGUGGUAUUAUAACAAAGUGGAAGCAACUGGGAACAACAGCAACUCAGCCAUGAAGUGGUAGGCUAUGUAAAAUGACAGAGCAGGGUCAAUGCAUGCUGAAGCGCACAGUACGCAGAAGUCGCCAACUGUCUGCAGAGUCAAUAGCUUUGGAGUGACGAAAUCAUGCUUCUCUGUCUAGCAAUCCGAUGGACAUGUUUGGGUUUGGUGUUUGGGGAUGGCCCCUUCCUGUUCCAACAUGACUGCGCACCAGUG
Messenger RNA from Staurois parvus, 403 nucleotides. Lineage: Eukaryota; Metazoa; Chordata; Amphibia; Anura; Ranidae. The record is from the annotation of a GenBank genome assembly.